AUGCCCAUUCAUCCCAUUCCAGUAGUAGAAACUAUACACCGAGUAGAUUGCUUUGUUCAUAAGAGAUCCUUUAGAUUUAGCUCUCCAGAGGAACAAGUUAUGCUGCUCUUAUUGCAAACUCUAUUUUACUAUGUCCCUCCAUUGUUGUUCUCCAUAUUCUUCCUCUUCAAAUGGUUGUCCACUGCAAAAACCAAAAGAAAUCUGCCACCUUCUCCACCAAAGCUCCCAAUUAUCGGAAACCUCCACCAACUUGGUGUGUUCCCUCAUCGCUCCCUCCGAUCAUUAGCUCAACAAUAUGGCCCACUCAUACUGCUUCACUUCGGCAGCAAGCCAGUUCUUUUUGUCUCCUCCGCUGAUGCAGCUCGCGAGAUUAUGAAAACCCAUGAUCUCAUCUUCUCAAACAGACCUAAAUCAAGCAUUCUACGGAGAGUUUUCUAUGAUAAGGACGUUGCGUUCACUCCUUAUGGAGAGUAUUGGAGGCAAGUAAAAAGCAUUUGUGUGCUCAACCUUUUGAGUAAUAGGAGGGUUCAGUCUUUUCAUAGAGUGAGAGAAGAAGAAACAGCCCUUUUGAUCGAGAAGAUCAAACAUGCUGCUUCUUCUUCACCGGUGGAUUUGAGUGAAAUGAUUGUUUCACUUACGAAUGAUGUAGUGUGUCGGGUAGCCCUAGGGAGGAAGUACAGUCGAAUAUCAAAAAGUGGUAGAAAGUUUAAGGAUCUUUUGAGAGAUAUUGGGGAACUAAUGGGUGAAUUCAAUUUGGGGGACUAUAUUCUUUGGCUUGCGUGGUUGAAUCAAAUCAACGGUUUAAAUGCUAGAGUCGAGAAAAUUGCUAAAGAGCUCGAUGAAUUUUUAGAGGGUGUAAUUGAAGAUCAUAUUGAUAGUAAGAAAAAAGAGAGCAAUGGUGGUGGGAGUGGUGAUCAAGAUAAAAAACAGCAGGACUUCGUGGAUGUCUUGCUUGAGAUUCAAAGAGAGAACACGGAUGGCUUUCUUCUUCAAAGAGACAGCAUCAAAGCUCUCAUCUUGGAUAUGUUUGCGGCUGGAACUGAUACUACAUUCACAGCUCUAGAGUGGACGAUGACAGAGCUCUUGAAACAUCCGAAAGCCAUGAACGAACUGCAACACGAGGUGCGAGUAAUUGCCAGAGGCAAGCUAGAAAUAACGGAGGAUGAUGUAGAGAAAAUGCAAUACUUGAAAGCAGUGAUCAAGGAGUCUAUAAGGUUACAUCCUCCAACCCCAUUACUAGUUCCCAGGGAAUCAACCCAAGAUGUCAAAGUAAUGGGCUACGACAUUGCAGCUGGCACACAAGUAUUUAUCAAUGCGUGGGCAAUUGCGAGAGACCCAUUGUUGUGGAAAGACGCUGAAGAUUUCAGGCCAGAGAGGUUCUUGAAUAAAUCUAUAGAUUUUAAAGGGCAUGACUUCAAGUUUAUUCCAUUUGGAGCUGGCCGUAGGGGUUGUCCGGGCAUCCAAUUUACCACAAGUGUCAAUGAGCUUGCAUUAGCAAAUCUUGUUCAUAAGUUUGAUUUUGCAUUGCCAGAUGGGGCAACAGAAGAGGAUUUUGACAUCACUGAAGCCCCUGGUAUAAGUGUCCACAAAAAAUAUCCUCUACUUGUUGUUGCAACGCCAUGUUCUCUUGUUAGUGUACUUGCUACAUGA
Messenger RNA from Cornus florida, 1650 nucleotides. RefSeq names its product cytochrome P450 736A117-like. NCBI's taxonomy places the organism in Eukaryota, Viridiplantae, Streptophyta, Magnoliopsida, Cornales, Cornaceae. Gene Ontology annotation, molecular function: iron ion binding; heme binding; monooxygenase activity. The record is from RefSeq and is a predicted model, not a curated record. The transcript is spliced from 2 exons. Bases 1 to 1650 code for a protein of 549 amino acids.